Messenger RNA from Pochonia chlamydosporia 170, 4404 nucleotides. Its product is annotated as ankyrin repeat-containing protein. The record is from RefSeq and is a predicted model, not a curated record. Gene Ontology annotation, biological process: nucleoside metabolic process. Gene Ontology annotation, molecular function: protein binding; catalytic activity. The transcript has 2 exons. NCBI's taxonomy places the organism in Eukaryota, Fungi, Ascomycota, Sordariomycetes, Hypocreales, Clavicipitaceae. The coding region runs from base 1 to 4404 and encodes 1467 amino acids. Gene Ontology annotation, cellular component: nucleus; cytoplasm.
AUGCCGUCGCCGCCCCUGGAAGAAUUCCACAUUGGUUGGAUUUGUGCCUUGCCAAUCGAGGUCGCUGCAGCCAAAGAGAUUCUGGAUGAAAACUUCGGCAUUCUAGAAGAGCAAGAUAGCUCAGAUACAAACUCAUACACUUUGGGGCGAAUUGGCAAACACAAUGUCGUUAUUGCCAGCCUGGGACAGUAUGGCGUCGUUUCGGGAGCAACUGUGGCCGUCAAUAUGAUGCGAACAUUCUCUCGGUCAUUGCGCAUUGGAUUGAUGGUUGGCGUUGGAGCAGGCAUCCCCUCCAUCAGCCAUGACAUACGAUUGGGAGACGUAGUCGUCAGCUACCCGGAUAAAACUUGUGGAGGCGUGCUUCAAUAUGACACUGGGAAAAUUGUCGACGACGGCAAGCUUCUGCGAACUGGCUCUUUGAAUAGCCCGCCGCGAUCUCUGUUGACGGCUGUUACGAACAUGAGGGCUGCUGCGUUGACGGAUAAUCCAAGCUACCCACAGCACAUCGAGAAAGCGAUCCAGCGGAAUGGACGGACGUUGAGGACCUUUGGUCGGCCAGAUGCAUCUACAGACCGACUGUUCCAGAUGGGAUAUGCUCACCCUGCGCCAGAAGCAACAUUAACCUGUGAGGCGUGCCCAAAGGAAUGGGAAGAGACACGAAAGGCACGAGAAGAAUUGGAUCCUCAAAUACACUACGGCAUUAUCGCAUCGGGAAAUGCGGUAGUAAAACAUGCCGCGUCAAGACAGAGACUUCGUCAAGAAACAGGGGCAUUAUGUUGUGAGAUGGAAGCCGCGGGUCUGAUGCAAGAUUUUCCUUGCAUAGUCAUCCGAGGGAUCUGUGACUAUGCUGACUCCCAUAAAAAUAAGCAGUGGCAAGGAUACGCAGCGUUGGUGGCGGCCUCGUAUGCCAAAGAGUUACUCUCCUAUGUGCCUGCCGCUGCGGUACGCCGUGAGAACUUGGCUGCAGAGAAAUGCAACGAAAUCAUCGACGAGCUUAAAGAAGUUAAUAAGAGUCUUGGAAUCGCUGCGCUCCAACAGUAUGGAUAUCACCGCGAAAACAUGGUACUGGCCUUGAGUAAGGAACAGCAGGAGUGUCACCGCGCAUUCAAAACAUCCACAUAUGAGCAGUACAAAAACAUCAAUCCCAAUCGCGCAGAAGGGACGUGUCGAUGGAUCCUUGAGAGCAGUCAAUACCGUUCUUGGCUGGAAAGCAGCAGCCACGACCUUCUAUGGAUAUCGGCUGACCCGGGAUGCGGCAAAUCAGUGCUUGCAAAGUCCCUCGUCGAUGAGGACCUCAUGGCAUCAACCCCUGCUCCAGUUUCAGUCUGCUACUUUUUCUUCAAAGAUAAUGAUGAGCAGAAUAAUCUUGCAAUAGCCCUCUGUGCCAUACUUCAUCAAUUAUUUGGGAUACAGCCGGAUUUGCUACGUCAUGCAUUACCGUCUUGGCGAAAGAACAGUACAAGAAUACAGAAGGAGGUUAGCGAACUGUGGCGAAUUCUUGAAGCCAUAAUAGCGGACGCAGCAUUUCCUGAUACAGUUUGUGUCCUGGACGCAUUGGAUGAAUGCCGACCUAGUGAUCGAAUCCAGCUAAUACGGAAGCUUGAGUCGUUUUACUCUCAAAGUCGUUUGAUGAGUAGACAAAACUGGUUCAAGUUUCUUAUUACUUGUCGACCGUAUAACGAGAUUCAAGAGGGAUUCCGCGCAGUCACACAAUUAUGUCCCCAUAUUCACAUCCGUGGGGAAGCAGAAAAUGACCAAAUCCACGAAGAAAUCAGCCUGGUCGUGAAAAUUCAGGUGGCAGAGCUCAGCGAGAGCCUUCGUCUACCAUUCAACAUCCAAAAACGGCUAGAAGAGCAGCUUCUACUAAUGGAACAUCGUACCUAUCUGUGGCUGUACUUGGCUAUGGACGAUAUCCGCACAGUUUUUCGACACAGCCUUCAGCCCGAGGAGGAAUCGAUUCAGCUGAUCCCCAAUUCUGUGAGCGCCGCAUAUGCCAAAAUCUUGCGUCGGGUACCAUUGGAUAAAGUUUCGGAUGUAAGAACAAUCCUCCAAAUUAUAGUUGCAGCUCGUCGGCCCUUGACAAUCCGGGAAAUGGCCAUGGCCCUUGGAAUAGCGAAAAUGUCUAGUUCUCAGUGCUCUCAAUCUCCGUCCAGGGUUGGACUAAAUCUCGAUGGAUUGGACGAGAAGAUUCGUCAAUUAUGUGGGCUUUUUGUUUUCAUUAAUAAUUCGAAAAUCUAUCUAAUUCACCAGACGGCACGAGAAUUUCUGACUGACAUCGCCUCGAGGAGUGACGACCUAGAUUGGUCGUUCAAGCGCAGCGAAACCGACAGACUAAUGGGGGUCAUCUGUGUUAAAUACUUAUUAUUGACAGGCACAGUCGACGACUCUUCUCAAAACAACGUGGACGUCCACAGACUAGAGCAAGACGCUGAUUCGGGAGGUAGCGACAAGACUGACAGGCACAUUUUCCUAGAUUAUGCGGCAAAGAAUUGGUGUCUCCAUUUGCGCGAGGGCUGCGUUGGCAGCGAUGAUGCAAUAGUUCCUCUCGCUGCGAAACUUUGUGAUCCAACUUCAAAAGCCAACAUGGUGUGGUUUAAAGUUUAUCAAAGGACUAGGUCACAUAUUAUGACUCCCGGGGCCUGCACAAGUCUGGUGCUGGCGGCAUACUUUGGACAUACGGCGGUGGUUAGACUACUCCUUCACCAGGGAGCUGACACUGAGUCCAGAGAUGCAAAGUACGGCUGGACGCCGCUGUGGUGGGCAACCGUGAACAGAUAUGCGGCCGUCAUCAGCUUGCUGCUCGACAACGGGGCGAAUACAGAGCCGAAAGACAGAGACCAUGGCCUGACACCACUCUUGCUGGCUUCUAAGCAAGGACAGCUGGCUAUCGUGAAGCUCCUUCUUGACAAAGGUGCGGACAUUAACUCAAAGGACUCUAAAUACGGUCGAACAGCUCUUUCAUGGGCAGUGAUGAAUGGAUAUACCUCAAUCGUCGAGCUGCUUCUAAAUACAGGGGCCAAAGUCAACAUGAAAGACUGCGACCAAGGUCAAACGCCACUUUCACUGGCCGCUGCCAAGGGUUCUGAGGCUAUUGUAAAGCUGAUUCUUGGUGUGGCAGAAGUUCAUGUUGAUACCAAAGAUCAGAAUGGCGAAACGCCGCUGUCGUGGGCUGCUUCGAACGGGCAUCAUGCUGUGGCCGAACUACUCAUUGAUACAGGCAACGCUGACGUCAAUGUGAAGGGUGCCUACCUUCGAACGCCGCUUUUAUUAGCAGCUUGUAACGGACAUAUUGCAAUGGCCAAGCUACUUCUAGACAAGGGAAACGCCGACAUAAACGCUGCAGAUGAGGGCGGCUGUACACCCCUUUCGUUGGCCGCUCAAAAUGGAAACGUGGACAUAGUCCAGCUUCUUCUAAAUACCGGCGGAGUAAAUGUCAACGCAAAAGACACCUUUGGGGGAACCGCCUUAUCACGUGCAGCGGAAAAUGGCCAUCCGGCCGUAUUGAAGUUGCUCCUUGACACUGGAAAUAUCGACAUUGAUUCCAAAGAUGUCAACGGUUGGACUGCCCUCUGGUGGGCUGCGGAGAAUACACAUGAAGCCAUUGUUGAACAACUGCUCCACACGGGAAAGGCUCACGCCGAUGUAAAGGAUGCGUAUGGCCGAACGCCUCUCUGGUGGGCUGCUCAAAACGGACAUGCAGCAAUCGUCAAACUGCUGCUAGGAGUGGGCGGCGCCGACGUCAAUGCCAAGGAUGUCUAUGGCCGCAUCCCGCUCUGGGGGGCAGCGCGAAACGGCCAUGAAGCUGUGGUAAAGCUCCUUCUCGACACGGACAUGGUUGAUAUCAAUGCAGAGGAUGCUGAUGGCAGGACACCACUCUGGGCUGCCAAGAAUAGGCAUGAGGCUGUGGUCAAACUGCUUUGCGACGGUGGUACGGCUAACAGCACACCAAACAGUCGGGACAUUUGGACGCCUAUUUGGGAUACAGCAGGACGUCACUAUCAAUCACAGAUCACAUGGGCUGUGCGGAACGGAUUUGAGGCUCUGGUACGGUCGACCCUGCCUCGCGUGCGAACACGCGAUAUUAACAUGCUGGUUGAUGGCGGUGGAACAAUGCUGUGGUGGGCAGCGCGCAACGGACACGAGGCCGUAGUUAAACUGUUUCUCCGCAUAGAUAAUGCUGACGUUAAUGCAAUAGGCAAGUAUGGGGGGACACCGCUUUACUGGGCUGCCCGGAAUGGGCACGAGAUGGUGGUUAAGCUGCUUCUCGAUACACAGAAAGCCGAUAUUGAUGCAAAGGAUGUUGAGGGCCGGACAGCGCACUGGUGGGCUGUUGAGAAUGGGCACGGGGCGGUGGUUAAGCUUCUGCAGAGUAACCGAUCCUUUUUUCGCGUCGAUACGUCUUGA